This is a messenger RNA of Argentina anserina (silverweed cinquefoil), 1515 nucleotides long. RefSeq names its product fatty alcohol:caffeoyl-CoA acyltransferase. NCBI's taxonomy places the organism in Eukaryota, Viridiplantae, Streptophyta, Magnoliopsida, Rosales, Rosaceae. Gene Ontology annotation, molecular function: acyltransferase activity, transferring groups other than amino-acyl groups. The transcript has a single exon. The record is from RefSeq and is a predicted model, not a curated record. Bases 89 to 1495 code for a protein of 468 amino acids.
CCCAAUCUUUGCAUGUCGUUGACAAAAGUAACCUUCUACAAAUGCAGCUACUCUGCAUUCAUGGCCUGUACCUCCAGCAAUACCUCUCAUGGCUCCUCCGUGGGUUCAAGAGCUCCAUUUCCCUCACCUGCACAUCCCCAUCACUAUCGAUCGAAUGACCCCGGUGAAACCGUCGGGGCCUAUUCCUGCAACUCUUGGCGAAACUCUUUACCUUUCAAACCUUGAUGACAUGAUCGGAGCUCGAGUUUUCACUCCAACCGUAUAUUUCUACGCGUCGCAUGACCACCGACCUGUAAUGAAAACACUACAUGAUGCUCUAGCCAGUGUGUUGGUUCCUUACUACCCUUUAUCAGGUAGGCUAAGGGAGGCCAGAAAUGGGAAACUGGAAGUGUUUUUUGGGCAAGAACAGGGAGCACUGCUGGUGGAGGCACACUCUGAACUGGCCCUGGCCGAUCUAGGAGACCUCAAAGUCCCAAACCCAGGAUGGACACCACUCAUCUUUAGGUUCCCAAAUGAAGAACCAUACAAAGUCCUUGACAUGCCAUUGGUGAUAGCUCAGGUCACUAAUUUCAGCUGCGGUGGGUUUAGCAUUGGCUUGAGAAUCUGCCAUUGCAUCUGUGAUGGUCUUGGUGCUAUGCAAUUCCUCAACUCAUGGGCUGCAACAGCAAGAGCAGGCACAUUGAUCAGUAUCCCCGAGCCAUGUUGGGACAGAGAGUUUUUCAGACCUCGCAAGCCACCACUGGUGAAAUUCCCACAUAUUGAAUUCAUGAAAAUUGAAGAUGGCUCAAGCCUCACGAUGAGUCUUUGGCAAACCAAGCCUGUUCAAAAGUGCUACAGGAUGAGCCGCGAGUUCCAAGCCUUGCUGAAAGCUCUGGCUCAGCCUAAGGAUAACGUGUCUAAUGUCGCAUGCAGUACUUUCGAUGCCAUGGCAGCUCAUGUGUGGAGAUCAUGGGUGAAAGCACUUGAUGUAAAACCAUUGAACUAUGAGCUUAGGCUAACCUUCUCUGCCAAUGCCCGCAGUAAGCUAAAAAAUCCAUCACUUAAAGAAGGGUUUUAUGGCAAUGCAGUAUGUCUAGCUUGUGUCACAAGCACUGUGACAAAGCUAGUUCAUGGCAAGCUUUCCCAGAUUACUCACCUGGUUCGUGAAGCCCGGCUUGGUAUUUCAGAAGAGUACUUAAGAUCAACAGUGGACUAUGUUGAAGUAGACAGGCCAAGAAAGCUAGAAUUUGGAGGCAAAUUGACAAUAACUCAAUGGACUAGAUUUCCAAUGUAUGAUUCUGCUGAUUUUGGAUGGGGGAGGCCUAUAUAUGCUGGUCCUAUAGAUCUCACUCCCACACCACAAGUCUGCGUCUUUCUGCCAGAAGCCGAGGCUGAUCAUCCUAGUGGGACAAUGCUCGUUUGCAUUUGCUUGCCGGAAUCUGCUACUCGUAACUUCACACAACUUCUCUCCCUCUCACAUUCCGGUGAUCUAAAUCAUGUUGAUACUAUUAUGUAGAAGUUGAAAACGCGUUGAUC